Alternaria burnsii is the source of this 1215-nucleotide messenger RNA. RefSeq lists its product as uncharacterized. Bases 1 to 1215 code for a protein of 404 amino acids. The record is from RefSeq and is a predicted model, not a curated record. The transcript is spliced from 5 exons. Lineage: Eukaryota; Fungi; Ascomycota; Dothideomycetes; Pleosporales; Pleosporaceae.
AUGACUGCAGAGCGAGAACGACGAUGGUGGACAGAGGAGGAAGACGAUGUCCUCCGAGCUCGUGUACAACUCCAAGAAGCAGACAACGGUCAAGCCUUUAGAUGGAAUGAAGUUGCAGUUCUAUUGCCAGGACGUACUAACAAGGAUUGCCGGAAGCGAUGGAGCAAAGUACAAGCCGGUAUCAACAAAGGGGCGUGGACGCGGGUUGAAGACGAGAAGCUGCAAAAGGCAGUCGAAAAUCAAGGCGCAAAAUGGGCAUUAGUAUCAAAGAGUGUGCGGACGCGAAACGCAGACCAAUGUGCUAAACGGUGGCAGCACGUCCUUGGUCCUGGGUGUAAACACGGGCCUUGGACGACGGAAGAGGAUCGAAAACUAUUGGACGCCAUCGAAAAACAUGGAAAUAACUGGAAACAGAUAGGGCUUCUGGAGUUUCAUGGUAGAUCCAGCCACGAUAUCAGAAAUCGGAGUGUUGCACUGACACGCCGCGGCAGGAACCGAGAUUCAAGGCAAGAUACGCGUAGCAGCUCAAACGACAUUGAGGAAGCUAUGCAGCAGAGAUCUGGGAGUAACGUCCAAUACGAGAGUGAGUUAGGCUUUAGUGAAGAACACGGAGAAGACGAUGUUUCUGGCAUGAACGUCGAUAGCAAAGUCGAAACGCCACAUCCCUCGAUUGGAGAAAGAGCUGGAACAGAGUUUCCGUCCGGAUCAAGUACCAGAGAUACCCCCCACACUAUCGAAGAUAUCGAGAUUGAUCAGCCCUCAAGUACGAACUCCGUGUGGACAUGGCCAGACUUUACAGCUCAUCCUCUGGUCUUUGAUGAACACCACCUACCCACCACACCAGACACGGUCAAUUCCUCCAACUGUGACCAUACAAUUGACGCAACAAUUUCGACACCAUCAUACCUGCAUUCUGGUUUCGCAACUUCGUCAGUUCUGCCUUUGCAAGAAAUAGAUUCUAGCGCUUUAGAAGACUGCGCAAUGGACACAGCGAAGGCUUUUCGUAAUCACCACGGGACAUUCGAUGAUGCUGGAGGCCAUCUACCGUUCGUGCUGGACUCUCCACAGCAUGGUUUCUUUCCGACCACCGUGCCAGAAAAGAAGGGCCAUGUCACUAUAAGUCUGAAGCAUGUGGAUACAGAAGUUGCGCAGGAUAUAACUUCCAGCAUUUUGAAAUAUAACGACAGCUUGGUGAUACGACUGCAUCUGGAGUGA